AUGCCGUGCCCGCGGCCGCCCUGGCUCCGCCGUGUCCGGGCCGUGCCCAGCCCGGGCCGCGAUGAGGACGCAGACGAGGAGGAGGAGGAGGAGGCUGACGGUGGCCCGGGCUCGGGCCGCAUGCUGUCCCCCGCUUCGCCCUCCGAGUGCCUCAUCUGCGUUUCGCCCUUCGACGGCAUCUUCAAGCUGCCCAAGCGCCUGGACUGCGGCCACGUCUUCUGCCUCGAGUGCCUGGCGCGUCUGUCGCUGGCCACUGCGGGCGGCGGCGCGGCGGUGGCCUGCCCGGUGUGCCGCGCGCCCACGCGGCUGGCCCCGCGCCGCGGGCUGCCCGCGCUGCCCACGCAGCCCGGGCUGCUGCCCGGCGACACGCGCGCGCUGCCGCGCCAGGGCUCCGUGCGCUUCGACCGCAGCCGCGGGCUGCUCUACCUGCGGCCACCGCCGCCGCCGCCGCCGCCCGGGCCACGCAAGGGCCGCACGGCGCAGGCGCAUGCGCAGAUGCACGCGCCGCCGCCGCCGCCGCCGCUGCGCCUGGGCCGCCCGCUCUCACGCCGCCUGUCGCUCAGCAGCCCCGCCUGGGCCUUCAAUGCCGCCGUAGCGCUGGCCGUGCUGGUGGCUGCGGGCCUGGUGGUCUCGGGGGUCUACAUCUUUUUCCUCAUCCCGCACGCCACCGCUGUCGGCCCCGCGCGGCCCCAGAUCGUGGCUCUGGCGCCCCCGCCCGGCCUCCCCUGGUUCCCGCCGCAGCCGCCGCCGCCCGGGAUCCCCGCCGCCUUCCCGCCGGAGCCCGGGCUGGAGCCCGACGGGGGUUCCGAGCACGCUGUGGGGCCCGGGUUGGAGCUCGACGAGGGCCCCAAGGACGCUGCGGGGUCCGGGCUGGAGCCCGACGGGGGCCCCGGGGACGCUGCGGGGCCCCGGGGGACGCGGGAGCCCGGGCUGGAGACCGACAGGGGCCCCGAGGACGCUGCGGGGCCCGGGCUGGAGUCCAACAGGGGCCCCGAGGACGCUGCAGGGCCCAGGCUGGAGUCCGACAGGGUCCCUGAGGACGCUGCUGGGCCCGGGAGGACGCGGGAGCCUCCUCGAGACGGCGCCAGGGGGGAAGAGGCCGGCCCCUGA
Dipodomys spectabilis (banner-tailed kangaroo rat) is the source of this 1110-nucleotide messenger RNA. RefSeq names its product ring finger protein 225 (gene Rnf225). NCBI's taxonomy places the organism in Eukaryota, Metazoa, Chordata, Mammalia, Rodentia, Heteromyidae. The record is from RefSeq and is a predicted model, not a curated record. Gene Ontology annotation, molecular function: ubiquitin protein ligase activity. The transcript has a single exon. The coding region runs from base 1 to 1110 and encodes 369 amino acids. Gene Ontology annotation, biological process: protein ubiquitination.